Molecule: messenger RNA, 2755 nt
Organism: Doryrhamphus excisus (bluestripe pipefish)
Lineage: Eukaryota; Metazoa; Chordata; Actinopteri; Syngnathiformes; Syngnathidae
Source: RefSeq, a predicted model, not a curated record
GGUCGCAUUGUAGCGGUGCUUGGCAUCGCUAGUCGGACCGGUGUAACAGAGCAGCGGUAGCAGCAGGGUUCUCCCCUCUGUGUCUGCUCUUAUACGCACACACCGCGCCUGCCUGAGUCAGGAAUGGAUAACGGCUGCCUUCAAACAUGGCACUGCGACACUAUACCCUCGACUUCAGCCUCUCGUCGGCAGUUGACUCUGCAUCAACAGUCCCCAGCCUGCUGUCCAUAUUUCAUGAACAGGAAAUGACAGAGAUCGUACAUGACACAGACGGGCGCGGAUACCUUGCCACCUUUGUCGGAAAGAAUGGCAGGCUUGUGAUUCUGCGUGUGCACGCCCACGGGUUGCUCACUAUCGACCUGCAAUGUUAUGACGGCGACAACAUUGCUCAGCUAGACAAUCUUUUAAACACACUGGAGAUGAAACUGAAAGUUCUGUUAAAUGGCAAGAUUACCCGCAUUAAAAGGCUGCCGCCUCUCAUCCGAGGAGCCAAAGUGGACAGAUAUUGGCCCACCACUGACGGAAGACUGACCGAGUACGACAUAGACCGUGUGUUAUACGACGAAGACUCUGCUUACCAAAAUAUCAAAAUAUUGCACUCGCAGCAGUUUGGGAACAUCCUGGUCCUUAAUGGAGAUGUCAACCUGGCAGACAGUGACUUGCCCUACACUGAAGCCAUCAUGGGCGGCGGCAAGGAGGACUACACUGGCAAGGAGGUGCUGAUUUUAGGGGGAGGUGAUGGAGGCAUCCUGGCUCAGGCUGUCAAACAAAAGCCAAAGAUGAUCACCAUGGUGGAGAUCGAUCAGAAGGUGAUUGACGGGUGCAAAAUGUACAUGAGGAAGACCUGCGGCAAUGUGUUGGAUAACCUGAAGGGAGACUGUUACCAAAUUCUAGUGGAGGACUGUGUCCCUGUGCUCAAGAAGUACGUCCAGGAGGGAAGAACCUUCGACUACAUCAUUAACGACCUCACCGCAGUCCCAAUAUCAACAGAACCAGAAGAAGAUUCCACGUGGGAGUUCCUGCGUCUCAUUUUGGAUCUGUCAAUAAAGGUCCUGCAUCCUAAGGGGAAAUAUUUCACACAGGGCAACAGUGCAAACCUGACAGAAGCACUGAGUCUGUACGAGGAGCAGCUGGGAAGACUGUCGUGUCCCGUGGACUUCUCCAAAAAAGUGGUUUGUGUUCCCUCCUACAUGGAGUUGUGGGUUUUCUACACGGUGUGGAAGAAGUGAAUUCUCUCACCAAAGGUUUUUUUUUUCCCUUUUCUCCGGCUGCUGGAAUGUGAACAGGCCUUCUUUUCUGCUGUAGCCCUCAAGGUGUGUUCAGACUGAACUCGACACUCUGCAACAGAAAUCCUGUAAAGAUCUACCAUGACACAAAACGCCAAGUCCUGUCAUGAAAGAGUCCAACACGCGCAAUGAUUACGGUCAGUCACCUUCAAAUUAGCAUGUGGUGUCGGAACACUCCAGUGAUACGUUAACUCUGAACACAUCAGGAGGCACAUUUUUAUUCUUCCCUCUGUCUUUUAGUUGUGUAUUUAUCAUUUGCGUUUGUUGAAGACCCGUCAACAUUAUUAGGCAUGCACUCUUUUUCAACUGUGAGCUGAUACACCGAUAGUGUGAUGUUACUGAUAGAAGCCCUUUGGGAUUUAAGUUGGCGCUCACCGAUUCACGGUCUGACUACGGAAUUCUUUAGCUAUUUUUGUUGCAGCUACUGUGAUUUAGAUUCUUUCCAGCUGGGCAUCCACAUGUCCAAAAGAUGUUUUAAAAGGGAAAUGAUUCCACUACUUUAAUUCCAACCUUGUGCUAUUUUAUGUGAUGUUUUAUUAUUAGUAACAUUUUCUACCACUCACACAUUGGAAGGACACUGAAUGUAGCUUGCGUAGCACGUUUACAAGCAACCCUGUGGGACUCACAUUUAUUUAUUCCCCUUUUAAGUUCCUUGAAAUGACAUUGUCCCACACUUUUUAUUUUGUGACCUUUAGCAAUUAAAGUGGUUUUGGCCAAUGGACUUUUUUUUUCCUAGGGAGAGAGUUGGUUCAAAAGUAAUGAAGGAAACUGUUGUAUGUUAAGGAAGCUUCUAGGAUUUCAAAGUAGCAUCCAAUAAUGUGAAAACAGUCAUGAAUCAUAUUUUACACAGGCUUCUACAUGAAAUGCUUACAUUAGUCUUCAUAUUGCAAUUAAAGUGGCAGUCCAUUUACUGCAUGUGUUUAUUGACCUGUAAGAUGGUAUUCAAAGUGGUGCAUGUGCAAAGGUGGCACCAAGCUUCAGUCAUGUUUGCUUAAACAAGUCAAGAUAAAUUAUUAAAUGGUAAUUGAUGCAACUCACUUUGUUUAAAGUACAAAACCAAAUUUGCGUCAUGCACGAGUCAUAACAGGUCAAUAUUACAGGGGCUGCACUCAUUACUUCUACUCACCAUUUAGUCAGAUUCACAUUCAAUAGCUCACCAUACACGCAGAUGAAAGUUCAUAGUCUGUUUGUGGUUACUACUACUGAGAAUAAAACCAAUUAUGAAAAUGCAACAUUUUUGGUGUCAACAAACUGAAGGAAUAAGCAGAACAUCCAUGAGUGGGGGGAUGGUGUUGCAACAAUUAUUCAUGUAGACAACUGUAUGAAAAAUAAGUGCAAUGUGGUCUUAAAAAAUAAAGUUGCCAUCAAUAUGAAUAUUUGUAUCCUGUUUAGUUAUUCCAAUUGGUUUCUGUUGAGGAUGACAUCCGCCCUGUGUUCUUCAUCAGCUGUAAUGAUUCUGUCAUCCAAUG